GGUUGCGCAGGCGCAGUACUAUAAUCUCGCUCAGUAGUCCCUGAACACGUGGGUUGGGUUGUCCCGCGCGGCUGCGGAGGGAGUGCAACCUCGAUUUUGGUGGUGUCCAUCGUGGGCAGCGAACUAAUAAAGGCCAUGGCGCCGGCGGCAGUCCUGAACGGGAAGGUGGUCUCCGCGCAAAUUAGGGAGAGACUGAAGAACGAAGUCACUCAGAUGAAGGAGCAAGCACCUGGUUUCACACCAGGCCUGGCAAUUUUACAGGUUGGCGAGAGAGAUGAUUCCAAUCUUUAUAUAAAUGUGAAGCUGAAGGCUGCUGAAGAGGUUGGGAUUAAAGCCACUCACAUUAAAUUACCAAGAACGGCCACAGAAUCUGAGGUGUUAAAGCACAUUAGAUCUUUGAAUGAAGACUCUACUGUACAUGGAUUCCUACUGCAGCUACCUUUAGAUUCAGAGAAUGCUAUUAAUACUGAAGCAAUGAUCAAUGCUAUCGCACCUGAAAAGGAUGUGGAUGGAUUGACUAGUAUCAAUGCUGGGAAACUUGCUAGAGGUGAUCUAAAUGACUGUUUCAUUCCUUGUACGCCUAAAGGAUGCUUGGAACUCAUCAAAGAGACAGGGGUGCAGAUCGCUGGAAGGCACGCUGUAGUGGUUGGGCGCAGUAAAAUAGUGGGAGCCCCAAUGCAUGACUUGCUUCUGUGGAACAAUGCUACAGUGACCACCUGCCACUCCAAGACUGCCAAUCUGGGCGAGGAGGUAAAUAAAGGUGACAUCCUGGUGGUUGCAACUGGUCAGCCUGAAAUGGUGAAAGGAGAGUGGAUCAAACCUGGGGCAAUAGUCAUCGACUGUGGGAUCAAUUAUGUCCCAGAUGAUACAAAGGCAAAUGGGAAAAGGAUUGUGGGUGAUGUGGCAUACCACGAGGCCAAAGACAGGGCGGGCUUCAUCACUCCUGUUCCUGGUGGCGUCGGGCCCAUGACGGUGGCAAUGCUGAUGCAGAGCACAGUAGAGAGUGCAAGGCGUUUCCUGGAGAAAUAUAAGCCAGGAAAGUGGAGUAUUCAGUAUAACAAACUUAACCUGAAGACACCUGUUCCAAGUGACAUUGAUAUAUCACGAUCUUGCAAACCAAAGCCCAUUGGUACACUGGCUCGAGAAAUUGGUCUGUUCUCUGAAGAGGUGGAACUGUAUGGUGAAACAAAGGCCAAAGUCCUGCUGUCAGCACUGGAACGCCUGAAACACCAACCCGAUGGGAAAUACGUGGUGGUGACUGGAAUAACCCCAACGCCCCUGGGAGAAGGGAAAAGCACAACCACAAUCGGGCUGGUGCAAGCCCUGGGUGCCCAUCUUUUCCAGAACGUCUUUGCGUGUGUGCGACAGCCCUCCCAGGGCCCCACCUUUGGAAUAAAAGGAGGUGCUGCAGGAGGUGGCUACUCCCAGGUCAUUCCUAUGGAAGAGUUUAAUCUCCACCUCACUGGUGACAUCCAUGCCAUCACUGCAGCUAAUAACCUCGUUGCUGCGGCCAUUGAUGCCCGGAUAUUCCAUGAACUGACCCAGACAGACAAGGCUCUCUUUAAUCGUUUGGUGCCAUCAGUAAAUGGAGUGAGAAAGUUCUCUGAUAUCCAAAUCCGAAGGUUAAGGAGACUAGGUAUUGAAAAGACUGACCCAACCACACUGACAGAUGAAGAGAUAAGCAGAUUUGCAAGAUUGGAUAUUGAUCCAGAAACCAUAACUUGGCAAAGAGUGUUGGAUACCAAUGAUAGAUUCCUGCGGAAGAUCACAAUUGGACAGGCUCCAACGGAGAAAGGGCAUACACGGACGGCCCAGUUUGAUAUCUCAGUGGCCAGUGAAAUCAUGGCUGUCCUGGCCCUCACCAGUUCUCUAGAAGACAUGAGAGAGAGACUGGGCAAAAUGGUGGUGGCGUCCAGCAAGAAAGGGGAGCCCGUCAGUGCCGAAGAUCUGGGGGUGAGUGGCGCAUUGACAGUGCUUAUGAAGGAUGCGAUCAAGCCUAAUCUCAUGCAGACGUUAGAGGGCACUCCAGUGUUCGUCCAUGCCGGCCCGUUUGCCAACAUCGCACAUGGCAAUUCCUCUAUCAUUGCAGACCGGGUUGCACUCAAGCUUGUAGGCCCAGAGGGGUUUGUAGUGACUGAAGCUGGAUUUGGAGCAGACAUUGGAAUGGAAAAGUUUUUUGACAUCAAAUGCCGGUACUCUGGCCUCCGCCCUCACGUGGUGGUGCUCGUUGCCACUAUCAGGGCUCUUAAAAUGCACGGGGGCGGCCCCACGGUCACUGCAGGAUUGCCUCUUCCCAAGGCUUACAUAGAGGAGGACCUGGAGCUGGUUGAAAAAGGCUUCAGUAACUUGAAGAAACAAAUUGAAAAUGCCAGAAUAUUUGGAGUUCCAGUUGUAGUGGCUGUAAAUGCGUUCAAGACGGAUACAGAGGCUGAGUUGGACCUCGUCACCCGCCUUGCCAGAGAGCAUGGAGCUUUUGAUGCCGUGAAGUGCACUCACUGGGCAGAAGGGGGCAAGGGUGCCUUUGCCCUGGCGCAGGCUGUCCAGAGAGCAGCACAGGCACCCAGCAGCUUCCAACUCCUUUAUGACCUCCAGCUCCCAGUUGAGGAUAAAAUCAGGAUCAUUGCGCAGAAGAUCUACGGGGCAGACGACAUUGAAUUGCUGCCUGAAGCUCAACACAAAGCUGAAGUCUACACAAAGCAGGGCUUUGGGAAUCUACCCAUCUGCAUGGCCAAGACACACUUGUCCUUGUCUCACAACCCAGAGCAAAAAGGCGUGCCUACAGGCUUCGUUCUGCCUAUUCGUGACAUCCGUGCCAGUGUUGGGGCUGGUUUUCUGUACCCCUUAGUAGGAACGAUGAGCACAAUGCCUGGACUCCCUACCCGGCCUUGCUUUUACGAUAUUGAUUUGGACCCUGAAACUGAACAGGUGAAUGGACUGUUCUAAACAGAUCAAUCCAUCUUCAAGAAGCUACUUUGAAAGUUUGGCCAGUAUCUCUUCAGGCCCACUGGGAGUUAGUCAAGAGAAGUCAGCUCCUUCCCUGAAGAUCUUCUGAAAUAUAUAGUGGGAGUUUCUCCAGAAGCCUUUCAUCAGCCUUAAUUCUCAUCAUCAUGUAUAAAUUAACAUAAAUCAUGCACAUUUCUAUUUACUUUAGUGAAGUUCCACAGAAUAAAAGGAAAUAAUUUUGCAA
Lemur catta (Ring-tailed lemur) is the source of this 3187-nucleotide messenger RNA. RefSeq names its product methylenetetrahydrofolate dehydrogenase, cyclohydrolase and formyltetrahydrofolate synthetase 1 (gene MTHFD1). The record is from RefSeq and is a predicted model, not a curated record. Gene Ontology annotation, biological process: tetrahydrofolate interconversion. The transcript is spliced from 28 exons. Gene Ontology annotation, cellular component: cytosol. Lineage: Eukaryota; Metazoa; Chordata; Mammalia; Primates; Lemuridae. Gene Ontology annotation, molecular function: methylenetetrahydrofolate dehydrogenase (NADP+) activity; methenyltetrahydrofolate cyclohydrolase activity; formate-tetrahydrofolate ligase activity. Bases 136 to 2943 code for a protein of 935 amino acids.